This is a messenger RNA of Notodromas monacha, 1994 nucleotides long. The record is from the annotation of a GenBank genome assembly. NCBI's taxonomy places the organism in Eukaryota, Metazoa, Arthropoda, Ostracoda, Podocopida, Cyprididae.
AUGCCGGAAUCGCGCGCAAUGCUUGAAACGUGCAUAUCGCGGUGGUUGGAGUCAAAAACUGCAGAAAUAACGUUCGUGCCUCCGAGAACUUCAUCAAUGCUCUGUCAGUCUUGCGUCGACUUGGUUACCAAGAUUGAUCACUUGGAAACUCAGCUGGACAUCGCCUUGAACGAUUUCGUGAUGCUGGUAGCCAAACGAGAGAUGAUGAUAGCUAAUGUGAAAAUCGAAGCCCCGGAAGAAGAACCAGUUCUUGACUCUGCACCCGGUGUCCUGGUUGAGGCCGAUGAAGAGGACGACGACGAAGAAGAAGAAGAACCAGAACCCGAGCCUGAACCUGAACCUCCUAAGAAGACAAGGCUCAAACGUCGCGUAACUCGUGCGCCUGUGAAGAAAAGAGUUACGAGAAAGCCGAAAGUUGAGAGGGACUCCGAAGAAUGGGAUGAAACCGAAGCACCUCCUCCGAAAGAGAAGAAAGCACCUUCUUCUCCGAAACCGCGCCGAAGCUAUAAAGCUCCGUUGUUGUGUACAAUUUGCGGGAAAACUUUUGAAACUCGUCGGGCAAUGUAUAGCCACAAAGUCGUGCAUAAGGAACCGGGCGAAUGUCAUAUUUGUGGCAAGCGGUAUAAGGUGUUGAGCCACCACAUGGACGUCGUGCAUUAUCAGACGAAGAAGUUCCCUUGUCCCUUGUGUGAAGAUAGUUUCACCACCCGCGACAAACUGCAGGAUCAUAAAUGUAAAGUUCAUGGUUUGCCCCAUCCGUAUAUCUGCGAGGAGUGCGGUCGAACGUUCUCAACAAAGACGAAGCUUAUUUUGCACAGUGGUAGUCAUAGUGGUUCAACCUGUCCUAUUUGUAACAAAGUCAUUAAGGGCUACGGUAAUAUAUGGUUGCGUGACCAUAUUGAUGCCGUGCACAAGAAUAAAAAGAAGUUCGCUUGUGGAGUCUGCGAGGAGAAGUUCAGCAAUCGUGCUCAGGUCGUCAUUCAUCGCGCCAAAGUUCAUGCUAUUGAUGUUGACAAAAUCCAACACCCUUGUCCGGAGUGCGGAAAAAUCUUCAAUUUCAAGAUUCUUCUCCGCAAUCAUCGCUACAAGGAACAUAAUGUUUCGAUGGACAACCUGAAAAUCCUCCCAUGUGGUUUCUGUAACAAGGAAUUUUUCAGCAAUUACAAGCUUCAGCGCCAUUUGCUGACUCACGAUGGGAUUAAAUCUCACGCCUGUCCCGACUGCGACUACAGGUCGACCAUGUUCUACCCCGUGAAAACGCAUAUGAAAACAGUGCACAACAGGAACGUUAAACGUGUUUUUCCCAACGGGAAUAAUUCUAAUGAUCUGGACUACGUCAUUGUGGAUAUCACUGAUGAGGACAACAACGCGAAUAAUCAGCCAAACGAGGAUAAUCAAGGAGAAUCCUCUCAGCACUCUAUGAAAAUGGAGAACACCUCGUUUAAGCCGACUUCUCCAAUGCAAUCUCCCGACAUGCUUCAUGACAUGUCGAUGAGGAUGGGUACCUCCGGUCUGUGACCAACUGAUGAAGAUAAAAGCGAGCUCGUUCGGAGAUUUCCGAAUUGAAUGCUGGUGGAAUAUCGAUUGGACUCUAGAAUUCAACUCCCACUUGCAAGCUCAUUGUUGCAUCAGAUGGUAGAGCAACGUGGAUUGCCAAAGAGUCACUUUUUCCGCUGAAUUUUAAGGAGACUGUAUUCAUUUGCCAAUAAUGUAAAAUGAAAAAAAUUACUUGUAUCAUUUCCCAAGCGAAUUUAUUAAAUAUUGACUUCUAUUCCUCCUCGAAUAUUCGGACCACUGAGGGAAAAUUCGUUUUUGUCGUUUUUAUGUUGUAUAGUGAUUGUUCUAAAUGGCAACGCAAGCAUUCUUGAAAGGCGAACGUGAGGCAAAGUAGGCUUAUUCCAAUUUCAGACUACUUUUGCCUUGGCUGUGAUUGUAUCUUUAAAUGUUUCCCGUGUAGGUAGUGUCGUAAAUGGAAAUGUAGUGGUUGCAUUUUU